Caenorhabditis angaria is the source of this 6773-nucleotide messenger RNA. Lineage: Eukaryota; Metazoa; Nematoda; Chromadorea; Rhabditida; Rhabditidae. The record is from the annotation of a GenBank genome assembly.
AUGUCCGGUGGUUAUUUUAAGGUAUCGGAACUCGCCGAUUUUGUCAACGAAAUGUCGGGAGAAGAGGAUUUGGGUAGGUCGAAUUUUGGAGCGAAAAAAUUCAAGUUCAAUUUUUUCCAGCCAUCAUUUCUGUCAGCGACAAAACCGGGCUUAUCCCGUUGGCCCGCGGGCUUUCGGAGGCCGGAUUGGGCCUGGUAGCCUCCGGUGGAACUGCGAAAGCCAUCCGAGAAGCUGGAAUUGAAGUCAGGUACGCUGAAAAGGAGGCGGAGCUUCUCUGCAACCCUGGCACACUUUUUUUUUUGCAGAGACGUUGCUGACAUCACAAAAUUCCCAGAGAUGUUAGGAGGCCGUGUCAAGACCCUUCACCCAGCUGUUCAUGGUGGAAUUUUGGCGCGCGAAACUCAAGACGAUGCCGCAGAUUUGCAGGUGAGCCACGCCCCUUCUUUGAGAAUUUCGUCCGAGAGAAGUACACUGAAUUAGAGCUAGGCUAGGAUUAGAUCUAAAGUUUUAAAUGUAUAGCUGAGUAUCUAACGAGAUACGCAGCCAAAUCCAGACUUUCAAGUAGACCUUAUUAGGCUCUUCCAAAAUUCCAGGCCACGCCCCUUUUUGCCUAAGGGGAUAAGCCUAAUCCUCUUCCCGAAAAAGAGCCAAUUUGCACUUUUUCUCAUUCCUAUUUCUAUGUUAACUAAGUUUUUUCUCAACUUUCGGUCCAAAAUAGACCACGCCCCCUUUUAAGGACCACCUAAGGUUUUUUUUGCAGAAACACAACAUUUCGCUAGUCUCGGUGGUCGUGUGCAAUUUGUACCCAUUCAAAAAAGUCACGUCAAAUUCGGCCGUUUCUUUGACGGACGCUGUGGAAAAUAUUGAUAUUGGUGAGUAAGUGCGGCGCGGUUUUGUGGGCGUGGCCUAGAGGGAGAUAUGAAUCUUUACUCUUUCUUCAUUCAAACCGGAAAAAUUCAGUGAACCGGAAAAUUAAUUUUGAAAAGAAAAUGGGACAAAAACAAUAGAGCUUUUAAGGCGGCGCAGAAAAAUGGGUGUGGCCUAAAUUUCUCUGAUCUGAGAUUUUUUGCUUUUUUCAGAGCCACGAGCUCAGAAUUUUGCCACGUGGAUUGGAAUUUUUUUCAGGUGGAGUCACUUUACUUCGAGCCGCCGCCAAAAAUCACCAACGUGUUACCGUAGUCUGUGACCCGCUAGACUACGAGACGAUUUUGAAAGAGGUAUGUAUGCGUGAUUUUUUACCCGCGAACAAGUGGUCCACAUCCCCUGGGGACCACUUCGUCUCGGGUUAUUAAUUUGUUUUUGGCGCCGAAAACACGAGGUUUUAUGAUUUUUUCUUGCGCUAACAAUAAGACUAAGCUUUUUGGUCCCCAAAUUCUCUAAAAAAAACAAAUAAUUAUUUUUCAGCUUCAAACUGGUGGAACUUCUACGGAGAGACGACAAAAAUUGGCACUGAAAGUGAGUUUUUUUCAAAAAAAAAUUUUUGAGACAUGUCCGGGAGAAGUACAUGGAGGGAAUUUUGGGCGGGAAAUUUGAAAAUUUGAAUUUUUCUGAACUUGUCCGGGAAAUUUGAAAAUUCAAACUUGCAUGGGUGAUAACGGGUUUUGAAAUAAGGUAAGUUCAGUCUUACGAUUAGGUAACUCGACGUGCUAAUGACGAUUUCGCAAAAAUUAGCUGCUGAGCUCCAGUCCGAGCCGCAGAAAUGAGCUCCAAAUUUUGCUCAAAAAAACUCAAUUUUCAUAUGAAAUAAGUAGCUUUUGAGUCAAAAAUCUUCACGUGAAAAAUUACAAAAAUGGAUUUCGAAAAAUUCAAAAAAAAAUCAUAAAAUGUUUGACUAUAAAUUUUUAGUUCAUUUUUUUAAAAAUUUCAUCCAAAAUUUCCAUUUUCAAUUUUUUUCGCACUCCUCCAAAAAAAGUAAUUUUUGCAAAAAGUUCGAUUUUAGGUCCCUCUUUUUGUCCCUCUUCUUCUUCUCAUCGUAAAAUGAAUUUAAAUCUAUCUUUUUUUGCGUGCCUCCACUUUUUUCGGCCGGUUGUGACUAACUUUUUUCUGAUGAUGGCUACCCACACGGCCAAUUUUUCAAAGUUUUUUGGAGGUUUUUUUUCUCUGGUCUUAAACAAUUCCAAAUUCAGAAUUUUUUUCAACAAAAUUUGAAUUUUUUGAGUAAUGAAAAAAAAUGAAUUUUCUAAAAGUUUUCAUAUUUAAUUUCAAAAUUUGAAUCCAAGCCGCCACCAAAAAAUAAUGAAAAAUGCGACAUUUCGGAGUUCGGUUAACUCCCAAGUGUCCCAUAAUUUUUCCCAAAAAAAAUUUCAAAAAUUUUUUUUGAAAAAUGAUUUUUUUUCUUUUUGAAAAUUCGGCGUCAAUUUUUAAAAAGAAAAAAUUUUCCAGAUGUUCCAAGUGUCAAAAGAAAAACUUUGCUCUUUUUUAUUGAACAACAUUUUUUUCGCGCGAGAAAAAUGUGACAUUUUUUUAAUUUAAACUUUUUUCUCUAAUUUCCUUGAUGGUUUUUGAAGUUUCCUGUGAGACUUUUCGGUGUCAAAAAUGAAUUUUCAAAUAAAUUUUUUUUCGGUGCCGAAAAACACACACAAAAAUAUAAUCGCAGUACUUUUUUUCGGUCCCGAACUAAUCCCUUUUCUUCAUUUGUCUUGUUGUUUUUGAGGCGCUAGAAAUGAGAAAAAAUUGUUUUUUUUUGUUUCUGUUCAAAAAAUUCGAAUUUUAAAAUACUAUUUUUUCCCGCCAGUUUUUCAUUUCGAAUUUUUUCAUUUAAAAAUUGAUUGCGAUUAUUUUUGAAUUUAAAUUUAAAAUGUGUUCAAAAUGUUGCCACGUGGCAAUUUCGGUGUCAAAUUCUCCCAAUUUUUUAGCUCCAAGCAGGAAAUUGAAGUGCGGUGGAGCGCAAAAUCCAAUUUUUCUUGGCGCCCCAAAAAUCGGGCAAACUACAACAUUUUAGCAGCCUCCCCCGGGGAAUUUUUCUACCUGAGUAUGACCGGGAAAAUUGAAUUUUCUCGGCUCGAAUUUGAACUUUUCUGUUUUUUUUUCUCAAAAAAAUUGACGAAGAAAUCCGAUUUUUUCAUCCACCACUGAACAAUUUUCGAAUUUUUUUCCAAAUUUUUUUGGGGCGGAUUUCCGAUGUUUUUAGUGAACCGGAAAAUUUCAGUUUGAAAUUUUUUUCGGAAAUUUUUUCUUCCUACACACCCUUUUUUUCUUGGAACUUAUUUUGACGUCGGAAAAUUUCAUGUUGCAACAAUUUUUAAAAAUUUUUGAAAUUUGACACUUCCUACUACCAGAUCUUUGUGCUCUUUCAUUUAUUUUUUCUUGCUCAAUUUUCUUACGUCAAAAAAAUUUAAACUCGAAAAAUCCUGCAGCGUCAAAAAUGUCACGAAUAUCAUCGAUGGCUCACAAAUGGAAAAAUAAUAUGAACGAUGAGCAGAGGAGUAGAUCACAGAGUAAUUCGCGACUUUUUGACAAGAUUUAUGGUCGGAUACAGUAUCCGACGAGUCGUAGUAAGGUUAGCAUGGGAUUCGGCUUGAAAUGUGGAGCAUUUUGGUACAAAAAACUAUGGGGUAAAGGGUCCUGGAUCGAUUCCUAUUGCCUGCAGAAGUUUUUGUUUUUGUGUUUUUCUGGAUCAACUAGGUUCAAAGGGAGGUACCGUAUCCUAGAUCUAUUCGAACCCGAGCAUGUUAGUAUAAAAAUAUUCCUCUUGAAAUUUUGAACAUUUGGGUAUACAAAACUAUGGGGUAAAGGAUCCUGGAUCGAUUCCUACUGUCUGCGGAAGUUUUUGUUUUUUUUUUUAAUUUCAAAAUUUGUGAAUCUGCUAGGUUUAAAGGGAGGUACCGUAUCCUAGAAUUCAUGGAAAGUGUCAAGUUUGAUUUCAAAAAAAUCCACUUGACCAGAAUGUUUAAAGGGAGGUACAGUAACCCGAAAUUUGUGGGCUCCAAGACAAAGAAAAGCCCGAAUUUUUUCAGGCUUUCGAACAUACAACUUCAUACGACGAAUCCAUCAGCGGUUUCAUGCGUCGAAGAUUUGCCGGAAACGGCGAACGUAGCCUCCCUUUAAGAUACGGUAGGUUCGAAAAUUGAAAUUUUGGGGCUCAAGUUUGUAAUUUUCAGCCAGACAAAAAUAACUAGAAAAAAAAAACAAAACAAAAAAAUCUUGGCAUAUUUCCCCUGGGACCGGAAAAGCUUGUUGGUGGUUCCCCCCAAGAAAAAAUAAACCAGACCUCAUUUUUUUGUGCUUUUUGAUUUUCUCCUGCUCCAUUUUUCAACUCGAAAACCAAGCUUCAAAUUUUAAAAUUGUAUGACUGUUGGGGCCAAAUUUCCACGUUUUAGGCACCAAUCCACACCAAAAAGAUGACGCUGAAUUGUACAUAGCUGAGGACGAGAUGCCGGUCAAAGGUGAGCAUUUUCUUGAAUUUUCUGAAAUUUUUGACACCAAACAUGAUAUUUUUUCAUGAAAAUUAGAAGAUUUUAGCCCAAAAAAAUUGAACCUCAUCUCAAAAUCUGUCAAUUUUCAGCUUUUCAUCUGAAAAACACGUUGACAUCACUCAAAAAUCUAGAAACCCCAUGGGAAUCAGAAAAUAUUCAUUUGAAGCUGAAAGCUCAUUUGAAAUCACGCUGCUUGAAUAUUUUGAGAGUUUUGGAGAUUUUCUUGGAAUUUUGUGAAUUUUUUGAGAUUUUUGAUCUCAGGAACUUCAAUUUGAAACCAAAAAUCAAAUUUCCCCAAAAUAUGCAAUGUUUGGUGUCAAAUUAAAGCUCCUGAGCUCAAAAAUCUCACCCAAAACUCUAAAAUUCUUGAAAAUCUCAGAGAAAUCCCCAAAACACCUAGCCAGAAAAUGAAAUCAUCUCUGAACAUUUCAACUCUUUUUUUUUUGCCGCCAUAAUUUGAAAUUCAUAGCUUCCUUCUAUAUAUAUAUAUAUAUAUAUAUAUAUAUAUUAUAUGGUUAUGUUUUUGAUCCCCAUAAAAAAGUUUUUUGGACCCCCGAAAAAAAAACGGCUAUAAAUAAAAAUAUUAUUGUUAUUCAUGUCUGACGAGCAGUCUGAAAAUUGGAUUGAUGGUAGGCUCUGAAAAUCUCUGAAAUUUCCAGAUUUUUCUUGAGAUCUAGAGCUUCAUUUUGACACCAAACUUCACCAUGUUUGGUGUCAAAUCAAAGCUCCAGAUCUGGAAAAUCUGAAAAUUCUGAAAUUAAUUUUCAGUUCUCAAUGGCGCACCGGGUUAUAUCAAUAUUUUGGAUGGACUGAAUGGCUGGCAAUUGGUGAAAGAAUUGAGUGAUGCGACAAAAAUGCCGGCGGCCGCUAGUUUCAAACAUGUUUCACCGGCUGGUGAGUUAAUUUAAAGGGAGGUACCGUAUCCUAGAUUUCUCAAAUUUAAAGCUUCUGAGUUUUAAAUGAUUCCAUUCAACUUGAAAUUCUGAACAUUUUGAUACUAAAUCUAUGAUUCAAAAGGUCCUGAUUCGAUUCCUACUGCCUGCGAAACUUUUUUUUCCAGUUAAAAAUUUUUUUCCAGGCGCUGCAAUUGGUGUUCCUUUAAACGACGCGGAAGCGGCGUGUUGUAUGGUUGCGGAUUUGCCGCUCGACACCAAAAAACCCACAUUGGCCGCAGCUUAUGCCAGAGCUCGAGGUAAGUCACUACAGUACCCCUGAUAGUUAUCUAGAUUCUACAGUAUUACCCCAUAGAUCCUACUCUCCUUUAAUCUACAGUACACCUACAGUACUCCCUUUCCCAAAUCCCUACAGUACCCCUUGAACAGAACAGGAUUGGGUCAUCCAAGAUCGUCUUCAACGAUUUCUUCCAAUUGUUGGUAGGGUCUUACUGUACCGUAUACCGUACCGUACCCACGUCUUAGUACUCGUAAAUACCGUAGUAGUCCAGCAGCUUAAUGUAUCUCCUUCUCUACAGUUUUAGAACCUACAGUACUACCAGAAUACUGUAGUGGCUUACUGUAUGUAAACUGUGAUUUUUUGAAUAAAGAAAAAUUGAUUUCGAGCAGCUUACGGUGAAUUGUUACAGUACCACAGCUUCUUUGGGAUAAAAUGUAUUUAAAAUAAUUUGUGACGUCAAAAAACUACAGUAUUUUCACAAGAUUCCACGUGGGAACUUCAAAUUUUAAAUAAGAAAAUUGUCAGCUUUUUUUGUAGAUCAAAAAAUCUACAGUAUUUUUUUUAAUGCCACGUGGCAAAAAAAUCCCCAAUUUUUUUUGCAGGCGCCGAUCGAAUGUCGAGUUUCGGCGAUUUCAUCGCACUUUCCGAAAAAUGCGACGAGCUGACAGCGAAAAUCAUAAAUCGCGAAGUUUCCGACGGAGUUUUGGCACCAGAUUUCGAGCCGGCCGCUUUGAGUUUGCUGGCGAAAAAAAAGAACGGGAAUUAUUGUAUUCUGAAGAUCAAUCCGAAUUAUUUGCCAUCGGAAACAGAAGAGAGAACAGUUUUUGGGAUGAGACUCAGACAGAAGAGGAAUAAUGCGGUGAUUAAUGAGGAGACUUUUAAGAAUAUUGUUGGAAAGUGUCAGGAGGUUUGUUCAAACGAUACUCCACUUUUACACCCAAACAACACUCCGCCUUUACAGUUGCCCAAACAAUCUAUCGAUGAUUUGAUCGUCGCCACAAUUGCACUCAAAUACGCUCAAUCGAAUUCGGUUUGCUUUGCGCAUCGAGGACAGGUUUGUUAUUUGGCUGCGUACUUGACUGAGUAUCUAAUUUGCAAAAAAUUCAGGUAAUCGGAAUGGGAGCUGGUCAACAAUCUCGAAUUCAUUGCACGCGAUUGGCUGGAGAAAAAGCGGCUAGUUGGUAG